AUGCAGGUCGAACAGCCAAAACCAGAAUCGAGAUUAAGAAGACUCUUUUCCAAACGACCACAAUCAUGGUUUGCAUCGUCGGACCUCUCCGAAACCAUGCCCUCAAACGGAAGAUAUUCAGUCGAUAUGGAGAACAUUCAGAUAUCUCAAAAUACCUCUCCAGCUCGUGCAUACUCUCUUAACAGCCUGCCGCGGGGAUCCUCUCGCCAGCCUGCAACAAACACCAAAGAAAAGACUCUCGUUGAACCUUUUGAUUCAGAGAACCAAAAAAUAAGCUCUCUACCAACUUCUAUCCCAGCAAGAAGAACAAGCCGGUUUUACACUCAGGAUCCUGCUGCACAGGCAAAACUUGACGAAGUCUUGUCCAGUGACCGAAUGAUCCUGCUCUCCAAACAAAUCAGACGCUCAUUUAGUACUGGAAUCACAAUGACCUAUUAUUUCCAUAUCAUCAGAAUAACAGAAUACCAGAAUACCAAAGUACUAGAAUAUCAAGAGUAUCAGAAUAUCAAACCACAAAGAAUACAUUACCAAGUUAAAGAAAAACAGCUAGUCUCUAGUGAAACUUAUUCACAAAGUUGCUUAUUCAAUUGCAUUAUGGCGUGUGAAUAG
Phycomyces blakesleeanus NRRL 1555(-) is the source of this 609-nucleotide messenger RNA. RefSeq lists its product as hypothetical. Bases 1 to 609 code for a protein of 202 amino acids. The record is from RefSeq and is a predicted model, not a curated record. Lineage: Eukaryota; Fungi; Mucoromycota; Mucoromycetes; Mucorales; Phycomycetaceae. The transcript is spliced from 2 exons.